This is a messenger RNA of Nymphalis io (European peacock), 1653 nucleotides long. RefSeq lists its product as uncharacterized. The record is from RefSeq and is a predicted model, not a curated record. The coding region runs from base 1 to 1653 and encodes 550 amino acids. NCBI's taxonomy places the organism in Eukaryota, Metazoa, Arthropoda, Insecta, Lepidoptera, Nymphalidae. The transcript has 4 exons. Gene Ontology annotation, molecular function: nucleic acid binding; zinc ion binding.
AUGGACGUCGACACUGAGUUGCCGUCCGACACCUUGAUUGGCCGAAAAAGGCCUUAUGAUGGGCUCGCCACUUUUGACUCCGACUCCGAUACGGAGACGGAAACGACAAUGGCUGCCAAAAGUAAGCUCGAUAGUCGAAGUAAAUUAGCGUCGAGGGGGCGCGGUAGUGGCCUCGCUCGGGCUAAAGCCGAGCUCAAGGAGAAGGUCGCCGAGGCCAAGGAGGAGGCAUUUGAGCGUUCCUUGAGGAGUAGGGCGUUCAAAAAGAACGUUUCACAGGCGAUACUGAACUCCGAAGAGUCCGCAUCAGAAGCUAGGGAGGAUCCUGCGAAGAUGAACACGGAGGAACUUCGCGAGUCAGUAGCUGCCCUGCAAGGAAUAAUUGACGCCCUAGCGUCUCGCACGGAAGUGGAAGAGACACGAAAACUCCGUGCCGAUAACAGCCGCUUGCGUAAGGAAGUGGACGGUCUCAAGGCCGAAAUAAAGGCUCACCGCCGGGAGUUCGCUGAGAGACGGACUACGGUGGCAGUGGCAAAUGAGGCUUCCAACAGGUCUGCGUGGGAUAGUCAAACGAUGGAGGCUUUCAAGGCGAACAUAAUGUCGUCAGUCGGCGUUAUGUUUAAUGCACACAUGGCGGGAUUAGAAGAGCGCCUCCUGCCUGCGAAGGUUCAACGCCCUCCGUUAGCUGCUGAUAAAAAGCGGGAGUCGAUGCUACAGAAUGCGCCGACAUACGCGCAGGCGGCCAGCCGGGCUCUACCGCCGAAGCCAGCACCUGCACCUAAGCGGGCACCUCCAGUAGCUCCGCUGACACCGACCGCUGGCUCUUCAAACGCCGCAAUCACGCCGGAGACGAUCCAGCCAAAAAGGUCAAAAAGGGGAAGAAGGGGAAAAUACUUCCCCUUCAGCUGGAACCACAAACACGCUGCAGUGGUGGUAACGCUGCAGCCAGAAGUGGAGCACAAAGGCGUUACGUAUGCCCAAGUUUUAGAGCGCGCCGAGCAGGGCGUGAAAUUGCAGGACCUCGGGAUUACUGGCGGACUCAAAGUCCGACGAUCAGCUACAGGGGCCAAAGUGCUGGAGCUGCCGAGGGCGCAGUCAGACCAGGCCGAUAAUCUGGCUGACCAGCUCCGCACGGUGCUGGAUGGAGUGGUCAGCGUCGUCCACCCCAUAAAAAGGGUGGAUAUAGUUGCUCGAGCAGGGAAUUGCCCUACUGAAAUGGUAAGAUGUGGAGAUGUGUCACGUGGACCUGGAUAUAUGGGUAUGGCCAUCGUGACAUGUCCGAUAGCUGCGGCAAGAAAGGUGUCCAACGCCGGUCGUCUCCUGGUUGGGUGGAGCUCGACCAGAGUUUGCGUACUAGAGCAGCGCCCUCUGCGCUGCUUCAAGUGUAUGGGCCUUGGCCAUACAAAUACAGUCUGCCCAUCCAAGGCUGAACGAGGGGGCCUUUGCUUCCGGUGUGGCCUCGAUGGCCACAAAUCAGCGGAUUGCAACGAAAAGCUGCGCUGCGCUGUUUGUGCAGACGCCGGUAAGCCCUCCGGGCACGCGAUGGGCACUAGGGAGUGCAAUCCACCCAUCACAAAGGGUAAGGUGGUCUUAGGCAGCCAGCACAAAAACGUUGGACGGCGCCAGGCCGAGGAGGAAACUGCUAUGUCGACAUGA